Molecule: messenger RNA, 1161 nt
Organism: Helianthus annuus (common sunflower)
Lineage: Eukaryota; Viridiplantae; Streptophyta; Magnoliopsida; Asterales; Asteraceae
Exons: 1
Coding region: 1-1161 (386 amino acids)
Source: RefSeq, a predicted model, not a curated record
AUGGGGUUUCGUAGCAAAGACUACCCGGAUCACGUUUAUCGUCUAAAGAGAUCCUUAUACAGGCUCGAACAGGCUCCGCGGUCAUGGUAUCAAAGGUUCACUGAUUUUGUCUUAACAUUGGGGUUUGUACAAAGUAAAUGUGAUGCGUCUCUCUUCACGCUUCACCAGGGUCUUCGGGUCGCAUAUCUACUUCUCUAUGUCGACGACAUCAUUCUUGUUACUUCUUCAGAAUCUUUACGCACUGCUCUCAUGUCUCCCCUCGCCAAAGAGUUUGCUAUGAAAGAUCUCAGGUCGCUCAGCUUCUUCCUCGGCCUUUCAGUCAAACGACAUAAAGACACCAUGUUUCUCUCACAACAAGCAUACGCACAAGAAAUCAUUGAACGAGCUGGUAUGACCUCGUGUAACCCAGUGCAAACCCCUGUUGACACUCACUCCAAACUUGGUUUGGACUCCGGCACUGAUUUUCACGACCCAACUUUGUAUCGCAGUCUUGCGGGUGCUCUUCAGUACCUAACAUUUACCAGACCGGAUAUUAGCUAUGCUGUUCAACAAAUAUGUAUCCACAUGCAUGCUCCUAAGACGGAUCACUGGAAUGCCCUGAAGCGCAUAAUUCGAUAUAUUCGUGGCACUACUAGUUUCGGGCUCACACUCGGUCCGUCUAAGGUUCCGCGUUUAAUUGUCUAUUCAGACGCUGAUUGGGCAGGUUGCCCGGACACACGUCGCUCCACUAGUGGAUUUUGUGUUUAUUAUGGUGACAAUUUGAUUUCUUGGUCGUCUAAACGGCAAGCGACUAUUUCCCGCUCUAGUGCGGAAGCUGAGUAUCGUGGAGUUGCCAAUGUUGUCGCUGAAAUUUGUUGGCUUUGCAACCUUCUUCUCGAACUUCAGCGACCACUAACAACUGCCACCCUUGUUUAUUGUGACAACGUUAGCGCGAUCUAUCUAUCCAGCAAUCCAGUUCAACAUCAACGCACCAAACACAUCGAAUUAGAUAUACAUUUUGUUCGGGAAAAAGUUCAACAAGGUCAAGUGCGUGUUCUUCAUGUUCCUUCCAGAUACCAGAUUGCUGAUAUAUUUACCAAGGGCUUGCCACGGGUGCUAUUUGAAGAUUUUCGAUCCAGUCUCAGCCUUCGUUCACUUCCGGCUUCGACUGCGGGGGUGUAA